AUGACAAGCAUUGCAAUCAUCAUGACCGCGAGCACCGUACCGCUCGAAGUCGCGGCCCUCGUUACCGAGCACAUCACCUCCGCGAGCGACCUCGACGCCACGGCUACGGGCGCGGAGGGCACCGCGCUUGCCGUCGCUGCUGCCGAACGCGCACGCGAGUUACGAUCCAAGUACGACCACAUCACGCUCUCGCGCUCCAAGCCAUGGGGACCGAUGGACUCGCCCGAGCACGCCGAGUUCACGCGCAUCGUCUCCAUCCCGCCGCACAGGUCGAAGGCGUGCGACUCCAUCGAGUGCGAGGGUGUACCCGUGGCACUCCCAAAGUUGGAGGCACUGCGCAUUCUAUUCAAGGAGCAUGAUACGCUUGAGAAGAAGUUUGUCAGCAAGCACCUCGAGCGCGUGCUCGUGUCUGGCCUUGGCGUCGAUGACGAGGGGUCAGACGACGAGACGGAGGACGACGAAUACUCUGAUCCAUUCCACGAGUGCUCCUCCUACGGCUGCGUCGCGUACCACAACUUCCCUUGCACAUCAACUGUUGUGCGCGGACUGACCUCCGGCUCCAACGCGUUCCAUGCCACCUGGUUUGGGGGUUAUGCGCCACUAUUUCCGCCUCAGAAAUCGGAAUACGUGACAGUUGUAAUCAAGCCCUCGAAAUACGCUACCGAACAGAGGCUUCCUGUGGAUGAGGAUGAGGAGGAGGAGGAGGAGGGUGAAGACCCGGCGACGCAUAUGGCCACCACGAUCCUGGAUUUGGUCGACAAUGAGGUCAAGACCAUGACGCUUGUAUUCCUCUCUGAGGGUCCAGGCAUCUCUUGGAUCCCAGAGAGCGCUGCGACGGUCAGCAACCCAGCAACAUGGGAGGCGAACGAGCACCUGCUUCAGCAGUACGUCACCUCAGCAGCCAAUACGCUCGUCCAGGCCGUAACAGGGUCCCAUUACCGUCAAUAUGCCGACGAGUGGGUUCAUCAUCUCGUGCAGCGCAUCACAAUUGUCAACGCCGAGGCACUCCUCGGCGCCGGUGAGCGCCCACCGGCCGAGGUCGAGGCGGCACUCGCUCGUGUCAAAGGGGAGUUUGAUGCCAAAGUCCAGUCCGACCUUGAGUUUGAGCUCGCUCCUGCUCGACGAACAAUCAGUCUUGCAAAUGGUACCACUCUUGAAAAGCCUUUUAGCGUCACGGUCGACGACGCGCCGGUUGUCAAGGGCCGUCUCGAGUGGAUCUCGAUGGACGAGUAUCUCGCCCGGCCGGGGUGGGACCUCGCGCUGGACGCGGACGAGGUCGCGCCGUGGUUCGGGAACAAGUAG
This is a messenger RNA of Vanrija pseudolonga, 1302 nucleotides long. RefSeq lists its product as uncharacterized. Bases 1 to 1302 code for a protein of 433 amino acids. Lineage: Eukaryota; Fungi; Basidiomycota; Tremellomycetes; Trichosporonales; Trichosporonaceae. The record is from RefSeq and is a predicted model, not a curated record. The transcript has 3 exons.